GUGCAGCAGACCUGGGCAGCCUUGCAACGCAGGCCCCAAGUUGGGAAGGACUUUCUUCGAAUGCUGUCUGAGGCCUUGCCCGACACGCGCCACAUGUUCAAGAGAUCUACCACAGUCUGGCAGAUUCUGAGCGACCUUGUCACCGGCCUGGACAAUCCAGACGCCCUGCGGUCCCGCAUUGA
Messenger RNA from Symbiodinium pilosum, 182 nucleotides. The record is from the annotation of a GenBank genome assembly. Lineage: Eukaryota; Dinophyceae; Suessiales; Symbiodiniaceae.